This is a messenger RNA of Trachymyrmex cornetzi, 453 nucleotides long. RefSeq lists its product as uncharacterized. The transcript has a single exon. Lineage: Eukaryota; Metazoa; Arthropoda; Insecta; Hymenoptera; Formicidae. The annotation marks the transcript as partial. The record is from RefSeq and is a predicted model, not a curated record.
UUUCAUUGGAAUAAUAAUCAAGCAACGAUUUUUCCAGUUGUAAUGUAUUACAAACAGAACAGCGAACUGAAGCAUCGAAGUUUAGUCAUAAUUUCUGAUGGCAAUAAUCAUGACGCAAUUGCUGUGCAUGUGUAUCUUAAAAUUAUUAACGAUUUUCUAAAAGAAUCGUUUUCCAAUGCAACUAAAAUUGUUUACUUCUCUGAUGGUGCUCCGCAACAAUUUAAAAACUUCAAGAACUUCGUAAAUAUUUAUUACCACAAAAAGGAUUUCAACUUAGAUGCUGAAUGGCAUUAUUUUGCUACAGCACACGGUAAAGGACCGUGUGAUGGAAUUGGAGGAACAGUGAAAAGAAUUGCGGCGAGAGUAAGUCUUCAACGGCCAAUUCAUGAGCAAAUAACAACAGCUCACGAACUAUUUGAAUGGGCAUCUAAACCAAGCAGUCUGCCGAAUAUU